This is a messenger RNA of Colossoma macropomum (tambaqui), 1555 nucleotides long. RefSeq lists its product as uncharacterized. Lineage: Eukaryota; Metazoa; Chordata; Actinopteri; Characiformes; Serrasalmidae. Gene Ontology annotation, biological process: response to bacterium. Bases 34 to 810 code for a protein of 258 amino acids. The transcript has 5 exons. The record is from RefSeq and is a predicted model, not a curated record.
GACUGACUCAGUGGAGGAUCCUCUCUGUGAGAGAUGGCCAAGCUACGAUCUAUGGUUGUUCUGCAGCUUCUGUUUGGAACCUUUAGACUGUGUCUCUUUCAAACCACUUCAUCUGACCUCAGAUCUGUCCAUCCUGGAGAAAACAUCACCCUGCACUGUGAUAUCACUGCGGAUUAUGAGAUAUCGUGGUAUCACCAGAGCGCAGAGGAGAUGAAGCUGCUCGUAUCUGCUGGAAAAGAUAAACUGAAUAAGUCAUUUUCCCUCAAUCAUAAUGUGGAUGAGGAUCACUAUGAAGGAACUGAAAACAGCAGUUCAGUCAGUUUAGUGAUUAUUGGUGUUAAUGAGACUGAUUUGGGCCAGUAUUACUGCGGAGGCCGAGGACAAAAGUCACUGCUGCAGUUUGGAAAAGCCAUCAGACUGACCUUUGCAGAUGCUGAAAAUUAUGAAGAAAAGACCGAAGAUGCUGAAUGUCCUCCAGAUUCUCCAGAUCCCAAGUCCUACCAGAUUCUAAUUGCAGUCCUGAUGUCUGUCUGUUUGGUCUCUGUUCUGAUCAACAUCAUUUUGUUGUGGUUGCUCUGUUAUAGGGCACAAGGCAUGCCAAACAUUUGUUGGAGAGACACCAGCAGCACCCAUUCGCUUGAGAAGGUGUCUCAGGAGUUGGAGAUGCAGUACGCCAGUCCUGUCUACAACAGAGAUCUCAGAGAAGCCACUGAAGAAAACACAGCGCCUGCUUCAGACAACGUGACCUAUGCAAAAGUAUCAUGGCCUACACCACAAAGCGCUACAAACAUCAGACAUCUUCCGGCCUAGACCUCGUCUCACGUAGACUAGUGUAAUCUGAGAUGGCCUGAAGGCUAACAGAUCGAGAAGUCACUGCUCUAUGACGCUGAUUCUCACAGGGGAACCCAGGUGAUGCAUUUUUCCCCUAAAUGAGAUUCAUUAGGAGAUUGGCUAAUCAAUGACUGUGAUCCAAGACAGGAGAUUUAGAGUAGUAACACCAACUUGAACCACCUGCACUGAGACUAAGAGCCUUUGCAGUGCUUAUUGUUUAAUUUAGGCUUUUGAAAUAGAAAAGUAGUUCAGAUUUUUAUACAAGUACCUACAUAAAGAAUAACUGUGAAGCUACCACUAAAAACUGUAGUUGGAGUGGUUGGGAGAAUGUUUUGCCAUUGGGCUGGUGAUGUUUUGGGUUGAUUACAUUGGGCUGACACAUAGCAACCCACACAUAUGAACAGAAGAAAGCACAGACAAACUGUAAAUGCUUCAACCAAGUCUGUAUUUACAGUAAUUAGAGGUUAAAUCAGCUCUCACUCCAGCAUUUCUGACUGUGAUUGGUCAGUUACCGAGUCUUUUAGAGGAAGUGUCCUGUUCAAAUCUGGUGUGAUGGUAUGAAUCUGCCACUGACUGAAUGGCAGUGACCUACAGACCGUGUUACUUUUAGCAUUGUUUACCAAAGUAGCAGUUUCCAUACAUGAAUCAUAUGAAGACCCAGAUAGCAAGAGGAUAGUGUACCACUUUAGGCCCACUGAUGGCGAAGCUGCCCCACACUGGCUGU